Messenger RNA from Adineta steineri, 291 nucleotides. NCBI's taxonomy places the organism in Eukaryota, Metazoa, Rotifera, Eurotatoria, Adinetida, Adinetidae. The record is from the annotation of a GenBank genome assembly.
AUGUUUUCUACAAAAAUAUUUGAGUCAAAAUUAGUUACUGGUAAAGAAAUAGUACAACGUGAAUAUGAAUAUCGUAUUGUUACACGACAACUCUAUGGUAUUAUUGAAAGGACAGGAAAAGAUUCAUCACCAAUAAAUGAAGGUGAACUAAAUAAAUAUGGUCAGGAAGGAUGGGAAUUAUGUGGACUUAUUAAUGCGAAUUUUCUACCAGGUCUAUGGUCAACGAGAAUUCCAGAUGUUCAAAUGGUAUUUAAACGAUUCAAAGCAAAAGCUCGAAGUCAAUCUGGUUAA